Olea europaea var. sylvestris is the source of this 1876-nucleotide messenger RNA. Its product is annotated as homeotic protein knotted-1. Gene Ontology annotation, molecular function: DNA-binding transcription factor activity, RNA polymerase II-specific; DNA binding. Lineage: Eukaryota; Viridiplantae; Streptophyta; Magnoliopsida; Lamiales; Oleaceae. Bases 377 to 1504 code for a protein of 375 amino acids. The transcript has 5 exons. Gene Ontology annotation, cellular component: nucleus. The record is from RefSeq and is a predicted model, not a curated record. Gene Ontology annotation, biological process: regulation of DNA-templated transcription.
UAUUCUUCAAUGAAUAACAUAUUGUCACCCACCCAAGGAGACGCUCCGUUUGCCGAUUUCGAGCCAAUCAGUCUCCCUUCUUCUGUCUCGUCAUCUUCCUUCACGCAAAUCAACUUUUGGUGCCUCUCAUGAUCAUUCCAUGGUCCAAUAAGUGAACAAGAAAUUUUUUCAAUAGUUUACUUUCUCACAGAAGAAAUCAGAGAUAUUGUUGCUUAUUCACUCUGUCUUCGAUUCAUCUUCUUUUUAAGUUGUUAGAUAGUAAAUGAUUCGCUCUGUCCACUCUUUAGGGUUUCAUUUUUCUCCAACUGUUUCUGGAGCUCUUAAUUGAUUUUAGGGUUGACGAUUUUGAUCUUUACUCAUUUGGGCUUGUCGGGAUAUGGAUGAAUAUAAUCAACUGGGUGAAAACGCGUCUUCAAGGGGUAGUUUCUUGUAUGGCGGACCAAUUCUUGCACCAAGUUCUUCUUUAUAUGGAAGAACAAACAGUGGAUCGAAUAAUCAGCAAAGCCAGUUGCCAAUUAACAAUUUUCAUCUUCAAUCAAGUGAUUGCUACGAUCAAUCUGAAGGGCAAGGUCAUACUUCUGUAAAAACUGAAGCUGGGACUUCCCAAAUUCAUGCUUCCAAGUUUCACUACCCUUCUGUAAUUAGAGGGCACUACUCGGUUCAAGAUCAUCGCCCAAGGCAACAAGAAAGUGAGAAUUCUAGUGAAGUUGAUGCCAUUAAAGCCAAGAUUAUUGCUCAUCCUCAGUACUCCAAUCUUUUGGAAGCAUAUAUGGAUUGUCAAAAGGUGGGCGCUCCGCCGGAGGUGGUGGCUCGGCUCACGGAGGUCCUCCAAGAGUUUGAGACAAGACAGCGAGCUUCAGCGGCCAGUAGAGAUGUGUCAAAAGACCCAGAACUUGACCAAUUCAUGGAAGCUUACUAUGACAUGCUGGUGAAGUACCGUGAGGAGCUUACAAGGCCUUUACAAGAAGCUAUGGAAUUCAUGCGAAGGAUUGAAACGCAACUGAACAUGCUGACAAGUGCUCCCGUUCGGGUUUUCAAUUCUGCAGAGGAGAAGUGUGAGGGUGUUGGUUCAUCUGAAGAAGAUCAAGAUAAUAGUGGUGGAGAAACCGAACUUCCUGAGAUUGAUCCACGCGCUGAAGACCGUGAACUGAAGAACCACUUAUUGAGAAAAUAUAGUGGAUAUUUAAGUAGUUUAAAACAAGAACUUUCCAAGAAAAAGAAGAAAGGAAAACUACCCAAAGAUGCCCGACAGAAGCUACUUAGCUGGUGGGAAUCACACUAUAAGUGGCCAUAUCCAUCGGAGUCAGAGAAAGUGGCAUUGGCUGAAUCAACUGGUUUGGACCAGAAACAGAUAAACAACUGGUUCAUUAACCAAAGAAAACGACACUGGAAACCUUCGGAAGACAUGCAGUUCAUGGUGAUGGAUGGCCUCCAUCCACAGAAUGCAGCCCUUUACAUGGAAGGUCAUUAUAUGGGUGAAGGUCCUUACAGGUUGGGGCCAUGAUGCAUAACCAGGUUAUGGAGGGAGUACACGGUUUGGGGACUAAGGUUGCAUCGGGGUAGUUCUAUUUUCAGACAUGGCAUGAAAGUUGUAGCUCUGCCGUUUGGUCCAAUUGCAAUAAUUGGAUACACAUCUUUGACAGCCCAAGCUGAUAUAUAUUAUUGUUACAAGUAUCAGUAUCACUAAAUACUAUUUGCGUUCGUUUCUGAACUUGAAUGUCAUUUGCUUCCUGAUCUGUCGAAGAUGUUGGUGCUUUUAUUUUUCUGUGUGGCUAAGUUAUGUAUACACUUGAGAAAGUAUAUGCAAUAUGAAGCAUUUGUAGUGUAUUGAAGGGUUGUAUUAUUCUUCCAGUUCAAUUAUAUAUAUCAUUGAAAA